UGUCGGUGGCGGCGCGCGCGGGGGCGGGGCGCGGCGGCGGCUCCAAGAUGGCCGCGGUGUCGGUGUUCCCCGGCGUGCGGCUCCUCACCAUCGGGGACGCCAACGGCGAGAUCCAGCGGCACCAGGAGCAGCAGCCGCUGCGCCUCGAGGUCCGCACCGGCCCCGACAGCGCCGGGCUGGCGCUCUAUGGCCAUGAAGAGGUCUGCGUGUUCAAGUGCUCUGUGUCCCGGGAAACUGAGUGCAGCCGCGUCGGGAAGCAAUCCUUCAUCAUCACACUGGGCUGCAAUAGCGUCCUCGUCCAAUUCGCCACCCCUAACGAUUUCUGUUCGUUUUAUAACAUCCUGAAAAACUGCCGGGGCCACAACACGGAGCGCUCUGUGUUCAGCGAGCGGACGGAGGAGUCCUCGGCUGUGCAGUACUUCCAGUUCUACGGAUACCUGUCCCAGCAGCAGAACAUGAUGCAGGACUACGUGCGGACAGGCACCUACCAGCGAGCCAUCCUGCAGAACCAUAGCGACUUCAAGGACAAGAUUGUCCUGGAUGUCGGCUGCGGCUCUGGAAUCCUUUCCUUCUUCGCGGCGCAGGCCGGAGCGAGGAAGAUCUACGCAGUGGAAGCCAGCACCAUGGCCCAGCACGCGGAGGUGCUGGUGAAGAGCAACAACCUGACGGACCGGAUCGUGGUGAUCCCGGGAAAGGUGGAGGAGGUGUCGUUGCCGGAGCAGGUGGACAUCAUCAUCUCGGAGCCGAUGGGAUACAUGCUCUUCAACGAGCGGAUGCUGGAGAGCUACCUCCAUGCCAAGAAGUAUCUGAAACCCAGCGGGAAUAUGUUCCCGACGAUCGGCGACGUCCACCUGGCGCCAUUCACGGAUGAGCAGCUCUACAUGGAGCAGUUCACCAAGGCCAACUUCUGGUAUCAGCCCUCCUUCCACGGAGUCGACCUCUCGGCGCUGCGCGGAGCCGCCGUCGAUGAGUAUUUUCGGCAGCCGGUGGUGGACACCUUCGACAUCCGGAUCCUCAUGGCCAAAUCUGUCAAAUACACCGUGAAUUUCUUGGAAGCCAAAGAAGGCGACUUGCAUCGGAUAGAAAUCCCGUUCAAGUUCCACAUGCUGCACUCGGGGCUGGUGCACGGCUUGGCCUUCUGGUUCGACGUCGCCUUCAUCGGCUCCAUAAUGACGGUGUGGCUGUCGACGGCGCCGACGGAGCCGCUGACCCACUGGUACCAGGUGCGGUGCCUCUUCCAGUCACCUCUGUUCGCCAAAGCCGGGGACACGCUCUCAGGGACCUGUCUACUCAUCGCCAACAAGAGGCAGAGCUACGACAUCAGCAUCGUGGCGCAGGUGGACCAGACGGGCUCCAAGUCCAGCAACCUCCUCGACCUGAAAAACCCCUUCUUCAGGUACACCGGGACGACCCCUUCGCCCCCCCCGGGCUCCCACUACACUUCCCCCUCGGAGAACAUGUGGAGCACGGGCAGCGCCUACAACAUGAGCACGGGCAUGGCCGUGGCCGGGAUGCCGGCAGCGUACGACCUCAGCAGCGUCAUCGCCGGCGGCUCCAAUGUCGGCCACAACAACCUCAUCCCCUUAGCCAACACUGGCAUCGUCAACCACACUCACUCCAGGAUGGGCUCCAUCAUGAGCACCGGCAUCGUCCAAGGCUCCUCCAGCGCGCAGGCCGGGGGGGGCUCCAGCACCCACUACCCCCUCAACAGCCAGUUCACCAUGGGGGGCCCCCCCCUCUCCAUGGCCUCCCCCAUGUCCAUCACCACCAACACCAUGCACUACGGCAGCUAAGGCUGCGCCGACGCCACCAACGCCAAAGCCUCAGCCCGCGGCGCUGCCGUUGCUCCGGACUCUCGGCCGCUCCGCUCGUCGCCGCAAUCACCACACCAGGAGAUGGUUUUUCUUUCUUUGGUUUUUUUUUUUUCCCCCCUUUAUUUUUUCUCAGUUUUUGGGAUUAUUUUUUUUUUUAACACCAGGCCUGAGCGCCCCCCACUCCCCUUUCCAUGGGGAAGAGCCUGGAGGGACCCAAAAUCCCUUCUUUUGGCCCCGUUCCGGCCAGCCGGAGCAGCCAGGGCUGGUUCUGGUAUGGAAGAAGGCUUCCCGGCGCAGCUCGCUUCGGCAUCGCUCCGGCUCCCGGCGCCUGGACUCUCCUCUCUCCUCUUUUCACCCCUGCGAGGAGGGGGAGUGGUGGGGACCUCCCUGUGCUUUGUGAGGGCCAGGGGGGACCCCCGUGUGCUUUGGGGGGCCGGGGGCUGUCCCCUGCCCGGGGACAUCAUGUAGGAAUAGCAGAUCCGCUGGGUUUCCGGCUGUAGUACCCAAUAAACGGGAGGGUUUCCAA
Cuculus canorus (common cuckoo) is the source of this 2340-nucleotide messenger RNA. It is a transcript of the gene CARM1, whose product is annotated as coactivator associated arginine methyltransferase 1. Gene Ontology annotation, biological process: peptidyl-arginine methylation. The record is from RefSeq and is a predicted model, not a curated record. NCBI's taxonomy places the organism in Eukaryota, Metazoa, Chordata, Aves, Cuculiformes, Cuculidae. The transcript has 16 exons. Gene Ontology annotation, molecular function: protein-arginine N-methyltransferase activity. The coding region runs from base 48 to 1793 and encodes 581 amino acids.